UGCGUCGUGCAGGCAACAAGUCGUAAUAAGAUUUGUUUACACCAAUUUUUACGUAAUAUUAUCAUUGUUUUUACAUAAACAAGCUUACUUGCUGGAAUAUUAUGAUACAAAAGUGAAAAUUGUACAGCAUAACAUUGGUGGUGUUGAUAGAAAAUCAUCAUGGCGAUCGCUCAGUGCUAAACAGACGACCAACAUAGAAGCUAAAUUUGAGGGUACUGAUUAAAAAAAAAAUUAAAGACUGAAACAAUAGGAUCAUAAUGGCAACGCCUCCAAGAGAAUUAACAAAAAAUGAAGAAAUUAAAGAAAGAUGUCAAUUAUGGGUGAAAUCUCAAACUGAAUCGCACCCUUUAUCUAGUCCUUUGUGUUCUGAAAGAGGAGCCACUUGUGAAUUAGAUGAUUGCAUUGAUACAGAUUCAGAAUUUGAUUCUGUUUCGGAAUGUGGUGGUAUCAAGAAAAGACGAAUAACUGUGUCGUCUAAGGAUGAAGUUCUUAAUUUAUUGUGUGAAUGGAAAAAUUGUAAUUUUAAGAGCAUAUCCCUCGAUAGUUAUACACGUCAUGUAGCUCUUCAUGCACCACAUCUAGAGAUUAAAACAGUUGAUGAUCAACAAGUUUACGCUUGUCAAUGGAAAGGGUGUGAAUAUUUAGAUGAAAAUGCUGCUAAAAUCACUAGACAUCUUAAUUAUCAUUCUUAUCAUACUAAAUUAAAAGUGCUGGGCGCUAAUCUCAGAGGAAAAAUCAAAUUACCGAAAUGCCAACGUGAAUCAAUGACAACCAAUGUAUUUGACCCAACGCCCAUGAUACUCUGUCAAUGGGGAGAAUGUUUAAAAUCUUUUAAUAACUUUCAAUUGUUUUUGUACCAUGUUAGCCAUCAUCUAGAGAAUUACCCACGUGGAAAUAAAGUUGAAGGAGGUGUAAAAUGUGAAUGGGUGGGAUGUAAAGGAAAUUUUUCAAGUUUUCAUAAGCUUAAGGAUCACAUAAAAUGUCAUACCAAAGAAAAAGUAGUUGCCUGUCCAACCUGUGGAGCAAUUUUUGCCUCAAAUACCAAGUUCUUUUAUCAUUGUCGUCGUCAAAUUUCUAUCGAAGUUCAAGGAUUUCAAUGUUCUUACUGUACCAAAUUCUAUCCCACUGAAAGAAUUCUCCGAGAACAUAUGAGAUUUCAUGUAUUUAAAUAUAAAUGCAAUAAAUGUGAUAUGAGUUGUGAAUCUCCAGCAAGUUUAGCCAAACACAUUCGAUACAGGCAUGUUUCUUCAAGACCAUUUCACUGCCAAUUAUGUUCACAUUCUACUAAAUCUCAACAGGAUCUUGAUUCUCAUAUGACAGUACACACAAAUGGUCCCAAUUUCUUCUGUAAUAAUGAAGGGUGUACUUAUACAUGCAAGAAUGCUUAUGUACUUGACAGACAUAUUGAAAGAGUUCACAGAUCAGAAGUUCGAUGGUAUUGCUGUCAUGAAUGUCCAAUAAAAUAUAGAAAGAGUUAUACACUCACAAAGCAUUUGAUAGAAGCGCAUAACUUACAGUGGCCUACAGGUCACAAACGUUUUCAAUAUACAAGAGAUGAUGAAGGUUGCUAUAGAUUACAAAUGGUAAGAUACGAAUGCUUCGACGAAGAUGCUGAUGAUUCUGACAAACAGAUAGGCCUUCCUGAUAAGGAUUACAAAUUAAAAAUUGAUUCAAAUGCCGAAAUUCCAAGGCUGGAGAUCGUAGAAGACAAGGGAGAAGAUGACAGUAAUACAGCCUUGGAAGUUAAUACAGAUGUGGAUGACAAUAUUGGAAAGUCAAUGCCUGUUAUUUCAAAUAUUUUGAUCUCUAUUGACGAGUUAGAUGCAUAUGGAAAUAUCAUCGAUAGCAAAGUAAUUGAAGCUCAAGAAACAAAUGUUUUACCUCCUUCGGAUGAACCUCCCAUUAUUUUAACAUAGAAAUAUAGUAUUUUAAAAUAGAAUUAGAAGAAAAAACAAGUAUUUUUCAUCAAUUGAUUAUUUUUUAUAAACUUUCGUAGUUAUAAGAAAAUGAACAGUUUGGAGUUUAAAUAAUAAUAAAUUAUUUAAUUUUCAAUAUUUUUUGGUUUUCAACUCAUGAAUGCUGAGUAAGUUUUUCAUUAUAAAAAAAUGCAUUUGGUAAAAAGCUACGUAUUACAGAAUUUUAUAUCAAUUUCCGUUUAAAUUCGACUAGACUUAAAUAAACCAUAU
Messenger RNA from Chelonus insularis, 2186 nucleotides. It is a transcript of the gene Hinfp, whose product is annotated as Histone H4 transcription factor. The record is from RefSeq and is a predicted model, not a curated record. Gene Ontology annotation, cellular component: nucleus. The transcript is spliced from 7 exons. The coding region runs from base 258 to 1916 and encodes 552 amino acids. Gene Ontology annotation, biological process: regulation of transcription by RNA polymerase II. NCBI's taxonomy places the organism in Eukaryota, Metazoa, Arthropoda, Insecta, Hymenoptera, Braconidae.